Messenger RNA from Sceloporus undulatus (fence lizard), 3071 nucleotides. Its product is annotated as zinc finger and SCAN domain-containing protein 23-like. The record is from RefSeq and is a predicted model, not a curated record. Lineage: Eukaryota; Metazoa; Chordata; Lepidosauria; Squamata; Phrynosomatidae. Bases 366 to 1808 code for a protein of 480 amino acids. The transcript has 4 exons.
UUUUAAUUGAUUGAUUGAUUGAUUGAUUGAUUAAAACCAAUUUGCGGCCCAAAGAAGUUCAGCCUAUUUUAAUUUUGGCCCCUACCUACUGUCAGGUUGUGCAGGCCUGAGUUAGAAGAUGACUCCACAUUCUAGAAUUAUGAGCAAGACAAUGAGAAAAGGUUCAUGUUCCUAACUACUUUCUCUACUGGCCUUCCAGAUGGCUUUCACUUGGUCCUACAACUUUCCACUAGCACCAACCAGUAUAGCCAAAGCUUGCCAUCUGGACCAGUUGAGGAAUUUGCUCACCUGAUAACUUCUGCUGGUUAGUGAUUGGAAACUGUACCCCCAAAAAAGUCCAGAUAAGCGCAGAAAACAACUUGAGAAUGCGGAGGAAAAUGACAGCAAAGCGCAAUAUGGUAGCCCAGUACCUCCAGUGUCCGGCUCCACCAGAACAGCGAGCACAACCCCUGGUGAAAGUGGAGAAGGAGCCAGACCCAAAUGCUUCGGAUUCAUUGGGGGUAUCAGAAGGCUCUGUGAAAACCUAUCGCAUUGUGCAGGUUGGGAGUGCUGGAGGAGGCCUAAAACUGCAGCAGACCAGGAGCGAACGACUGGAGACACCCCAGCGCUGGGAGAUCCAGGGUCAGGAAUUACCAACUCCAGACCUUACGCCAGUACAGUCGCCUGCAUGGCGAAACCUGCAGGUGCCAGAGCUUACACUGACAGAAGAUGUGGAGACCUACUUGGCUACGUUUGAGGAUGUGGCAGAAGCCUGCAAGUGGCCAAAGGAACAAUGGGUGACCCGGCUCAUGCCGGCCUUAAAUGGAGCCGCGCUCCAGGCCUACAAUAACUUGGAUCCCAGAGAAAGUGGGGAUUAUGGAAAAGUGAAGGCUGCUAUCUUGCGGGAGGAUGCUGUCAGCCAGGAGAGGCAGCGCCAGAACUUCCGUCACUUCCGUUACCAAGAAGCUGAGGGACCCCGGGAAGCCUGUGCCCGGUUGAGGGGGCUCUGCCAUCGCUGGCUGGAGCCAGAAAGCCGCACCAAGGAACAGAUUGUGGAGCUCUUAGUCCUAGAACAGUUCUUGACCAUCCUGCCAGAGGAAAUGCAAGACUGGGUUCAGGAAUAUCGCCCAAAGACCUGCAUCCAGGCAGUGACCCUGGCAGAGCAUUUCCUGCUGAAGCAGCAAGAGGGUGAGAGAUGGGAUCAGCAGGUGCUGGGGCCAUUUGUAUUUGAGGAAGCUGUGAGUUUCCCGGAAAGUGAGCAAAUGUCAAUGGAUACUAGGCAGAUGGUGCUCUGCAGAGAUUCCAAGGAAGAUGCUAACGAAAACCCCUCCUCACUAGCAGGUGAUGAGAACCAGUCCAAAAAUGACGAAGAGUUCCUAAUACAAGAAAGUACAAAGAGGCAAAAAAGCCGUCUCCAUCCCAGCCUUCAGCCUGCUCAGUUUUCCCGGCAGAACACCGAUAGACCACUAGUCACAAACAAACAGGCUUCUCACAAGCAGGAAGCCCUUUUCCCCUGCCCCGAAUGUGGAAAGAACUUCUCUCGGAAAUCAACGCUCACCAGACACCGGAGGGUGCACACAGGCGUCAAGCCCCACCAGUGUACCGAAUGUGGGAAAAGAUUCUUGCACAAAUUCAACCUGGUGAACCACAUGAGAACCCACGUGCGAGAGGAGUCAAGCCGUUGUUCAUUGUGUGGGAAAAACGCAAAGCGAAAUUCAAGCCUAGGGGGUCAAGAGAGGAAAGCCGGGUGUUGUGAAUGUUCAGAAAGUUUUGGGCCACAGUACAAUACAGAGCAGAGAAUGCCUGAAACUGGGGAAUCAUUCAGCUGACUUCAAAUUCUGAGGAGAGAAAUAAAAUGUAGCUGACUUGAAUGUAGAGAGGAAUAUUAGGAAAUGUUCAGACCCCAGUGCAUUUUUCUAGAAGCUGGAACCACAUUCUGAGAAUGAGGCAGUUACCUUGAAUGCAGUCAAAGCAAAUAAUGCUUUCAGCAGCUCAAUUUGGUUAAAUAUUUUAUUUUUAUUUUUGUUUGUUAACAUUUAGGGGAGCAUAAAGUCCAAGAAAUUUCCCUCGGAAACAGUAGAAUACCAAGUGUCGAAAAACAAAUUCUGACCAUGAGCAGUUAUAAUGUAAGCUUCACUUCAUGUUGUUCAUAGGAAUCUAAACUAAAGAUGUAUUAGAUGGUCCAAGAAAACAGUAUAGUGGAUAAAUUAUCCAGUCAUCUCUUGCUCAUUCAUUAUGUGGUCAAAAAUCCGUUAUUUUGGGGCAGGCCUCCAGGUUAUGCAGGUGUGGGGAGAACAUGUGGCCCUCCAAGUGUGAUUGGACUGCAAUUCCCAUAAUCUCAUACAGCAUAGCCAGUGGUAAGGGAUGAUGGGAGAUGAGCUUCAAGAAAUUCUGGUCACAUAUUUCCCACCCCUGAGAGAAUGUCACCUCAAAGGCCUUCAAUCCAGUGCCUCCUUAUCAAGUCAUGUUUGACAUUGUGAUAUAGAUAAGAACUGAUCUACUUACUGGCGGUCAACUUUGAGUUCCUGUUGUUGUUGUUUUAAAUAGUGCCUCUGUAAGAGGUAUUUGUUGUCCAUUUCAAGUUUUCUGUUAUAGUUGUUUGGGUCAGGAAUCUGCACCCUACUCACACUCUUAAUCUUUUGUUUUGUUGUGUUGUCCAACAAUAAACAGCAAGAACCUGGGUAAAAUCCAAAGGAAUGACCCAAAGGGGGACUUUGGACUUGGGUUAAAACUGUUUUGAAAAUGAUGACAUCUGUCAAAAGUUGUUUGUUCAUAAAAAAUGGGAGCUCUUAUUGUGCAAAGGAGAGGGAAUCAAAAUUCCCAUUGGGUAUACUUAAAAUAGCACUUUGGACUUCUGCCUGUUUGUUUUUGGUACAUGCCUGUCAAACACAUUUCAAAUAUUUCAAAGGCCUUCUAACACUACCAGUUUUUUUAACCCCUGUAACAUUGUUCCUAUACCAAAACUGCAUGUUUGGAAUUUUGCAACAGUUAUAGCUGCAUAUGUAAAUUUUAGAUUUUUUUAAAGAAAGAGAAAAAAUUGUUUUUGUAAAAUUUUUAUUAAAGCUUUAUUUUUUGUAGUUUGCACAUUAAAA